This is a messenger RNA of Eucalyptus grandis, 648 nucleotides long. Its product is annotated as geraniol 8-hydroxylase-like. The transcript is spliced from 2 exons. The coding region runs from base 1 to 648 and encodes 215 amino acids. Gene Ontology annotation, molecular function: monooxygenase activity; iron ion binding; oxidoreductase activity, acting on paired donors, with incorporation or reduction of molecular oxygen. Lineage: Eukaryota; Viridiplantae; Streptophyta; Magnoliopsida; Myrtales; Myrtaceae. The record is from RefSeq and is a predicted model, not a curated record.
AUGCAGCAAGCCAAUUUCUAUGACCUCCAGGUAGUAAUAAAUACAAAGGAAGUGGUCGCACUUCUUGUAGUUGUGGAUUCAGAAAGAGAUAUGGAUUGCUUGGUUCUGAUUCUGGGCCAAAAAGCUCGGCCCUCCAACCUCCCCCCUGGUCCGCGGCCUCUCCCGAUCAUCGGCAACCUCCUCGAGCUCGGAGAUCUUCCCCACAAGUCCCUGGCCAAGCUCACCCGCACCUAUGGCCCCAUCAUCAAACUGGAACUCGGCUUCGUGACUACGGUGGUGGUCUCUUCGCCGAUGCUCGCCAAAGAGAUCCUCCAGACCCACGACGCUGUCUUCUCGAAUCGCACGGUUCCCAGUUCCAUCACGGUUCAUGACCAUGACAAGCUAGACUUGCCCUGGCUACCGGUUUCGCCUCUCUUCCGAAACCUCAGGAAAGUAUACAACUUGCAUAUCUUCUCCAGCAAAAAACUGGAUUUGAACCAACACCUUCGCAGCAAGAAAAUUCAAGAGCUGGUCGCCUUCGUGAGGAAAUGCGCAGAUGCUGGCGAGGUGGUGAAUAUCGGUGAGGCGGCUUUCAGGACCAGCCUUAACGCGGUAUCAAACACGCUUUUCUCUUUGGACAUGAUCGAACCUUUGAAUCCAGCUGGAUAG